This is a messenger RNA of Podarcis muralis (Common wall lizard), 960 nucleotides long. RefSeq names its product olfactory receptor 51H1-like. Gene Ontology annotation, cellular component: plasma membrane. Gene Ontology annotation, biological process: G protein-coupled receptor signaling pathway. Lineage: Eukaryota; Metazoa; Chordata; Lepidosauria; Squamata; Lacertidae. Gene Ontology annotation, molecular function: olfactory receptor activity; G protein-coupled receptor activity. The record is from RefSeq and is a predicted model, not a curated record.
AUGUCCUCCAUCACCAGAUUCAACGAGAGUCUUGUGAGCCACCAAACCUUUGUCCUGAUUGGCAUCCCUGGGAUGCAAGAAAAGAACUCUUGGGUGGCCUUCCCAUUGUUUGUGCUCUACACCCUGACUCUGUUGGGAAACUUCACUAUCCUCUAUGUCAUCAAGAGUGACCCAAGCCUCCAUGAGCCCAUGUACUUCUUCCUUUGCCUGCUUGCCUGCUCGGAUCUGGGACUCUGCAUGUCAACCAUGCCAACUAUGCUGGGGGUCUAUUGGUUUGACUCCAGAGAAAUCCCAUUAAAUGCUUGCAUCAGCCAGAUGUUUUUUAUCCAUUCAUUUCAAUGGGCAGAGUCUGGCAUUCUUGUGGCAAUGGCUUUUGACCGGUUCAUUGCCAUCCGUGAUCCACUGAGAUACAGAUCACGUCUCCCAAAUAUGUUAAUUGCAAAAAUCGGCAUAGCUGUCUUUUCCAGAAGUUUCUGUAUCUGUUUCCCACCCCCUUUUCUUCUUUCAAAGCUCACUUUCUGCCGAUCCAAUGUCCUUUCUCAUUCCUACUGUCUCCACCAAGAUGCCAUGAAGUUAGCCUGUGCAGAUACAAGAGUCAAUGUUUUGUAUGGUUUGAUAGCAAUUAUUUCCACUUUAGGCUUGGAUGUAUUCAUCAUUCUUGUAUCAUAUGCCCUUAUUCUGAAGACUGUUUUGAGCAUUGCAUCCCGAAAAGAGUGUCUGAAGGCUUUGAACACCUGUGUGGCCCACAUUGCUGCCAUUUUGAUUUUCUAUGUGCCAAUGAUUGGCAUCAGUAUGGCACAUCGAUUUGGGAGACACCUUUCCCCCAUUAUCCACAUGCUGAUGGCCAACAUUUUUGUUAUGGUCCCUCCACUUCUCAAUCCUGUUGUGUAUAGCGUGAAGACCCAGCAGAUUCGACAGAGGUUAUGCAACAUUUUCCAGUUUAGAAAAAGUAGGGGUUGA